Lizanozyma spartinae is the source of this 1443-nucleotide messenger RNA. It is a transcript of the gene SEC61, whose product is annotated as translocon subunit. NCBI's taxonomy places the organism in Eukaryota, Fungi, Ascomycota, Pichiomycetes, Serinales, Debaryomycetaceae. The transcript has a single exon. Gene Ontology annotation, cellular component: Sec61 translocon complex; membrane. Gene Ontology annotation, molecular function: transmembrane protein transporter activity; signal sequence receptor activity; ribosome binding. Gene Ontology annotation, biological process: post-translational protein targeting to membrane, translocation; SRP-dependent cotranslational protein targeting to membrane, translocation. The record is from RefSeq and is a predicted model, not a curated record. Bases 1 to 1443 code for a protein of 480 amino acids.
AUGAGUGGCUUCAGAGUAUUAGAUUUGGUCAAGCCCUUCACGGCAUUUGUACCAGAAGUGAUUGCACCUCAACGUAAAGGUGCCUUCCAACAAAGAGUUAUGUGGACUGGACUCACAUUGAUGAUCUUUUUGGUGAUGUCGGAAAUUCCUUUGUACGGUAUCAACUCCAGUGACGGUUCUGAUCCACUUUUUUGGUUAAGAAUGAUGUUGGCCUCAAACAGAGGUACUUUGAUGGAGUUGGGUAUUUCACCCAUUGUUUCUGCAUCAAUGGUUUUCCAAUUGUUACAAGGUACCAAGUUGAUUGCUGUUGAUAUGACAAAGAAGGAAGACAGAGAAACUUUCCAAACUGCUCAAAAGUUGUUGGCUUUCUUGUUGGCUGUAGGUCAAGCCACUGUUUAUGUUUUAACUGGUAUGUAUGGCCCUCCAUCUUCAUUGGGGAUUGCUGUUUGUUUGUUGUUGAUUUUGCAAUUGGUUUUUGCCGGUAUCAUUGUGAUUUUGUUGGAUGAAGUCUUACAAAAGGGUUACGGUUUAGGCUCUGCUGUUUCCUUGUUCACAGCCACUAAUGUUUGUGAACAAGUUUUCUGGAAGGCUUUUGCUCCAACUACUGCUACCUCUUCAAAGGGUACUGAAUUUGAUGGUGCUGUGGUUGCCAUGUUCCAUUUGCUAGGUUCAAGAAAGGAUAAGAAGAGAGCAUUAAUUGAAGCCUUUUACAGACCUUACUUACCAAACAUGUUCCAAUUGUUGGCUACCAUUGCCGUUUUCUUCGCUGUGGUUUACUUACAAGGAUUCAGAGUUGAAUUGCCAGUCAGAUCAACUAGACAACGUGGUCCUUAUGGCUUAUAUCCAAUCAGAUUGUUCUACACUUCCAACAUGCCAAUCAUGUUACAAAGUGCCUUGAGUUCUAACAUCUUCCUUGUCUCUCAAAUGCUUUACACAAAGUUCCCCAAUAAUCUUUUUGUCAAAUUAUUGGGUUCUUGGGAACCUAAGCCUGGUCAAGCUCAAUUAUUUGCUGCUUCUGGUUUGGCUUAUUACAUUCAACCACCAAUGUCCUUAACGGAAGCACUUUUUGACCCAAUUAAAACUACCAUUUACAUUGUAUACGUCUUGGGAUCUUGUGCACUUUUCUCCACCACUUGGAUUGAAAUCACUGGUACUUCUCCUCGUGAUGUUGCCAAACAAUUCAAGGAGCAAGGUAUGGUUAUUGCCCAUAAGGAAACCUCUACUUAUAAGGAAUUAAAGAAGAUCAUUCCAACUGCUGCUGCCUUUGGUGGUGCUUGUAUUGGUGCUUUAUCAGUUGUUUCCGACUUGUUGGGAACCUUAGGUUCCGGUACCAGUAUUUUAUUGGCUGUCACAACCAUUUAUGGUUACUAUGAAUUGGCUGUUAAAGAAGGAGGAUUAAAGGGUUCUUCUCUUGUUGCUGGUUUUUCCGAUGGUGGACUUUAA